AUGAUGGCGAACCUGAUCACGGACGAUGGGCACGAGCCCAGGUAUGCUAGUAUUAAGUGGGAAAUGUGCAAACUGCCAUGUGCGAAUUGCGAUACUUUUUUACGCGGUUCCCGCAAAAACUGCCUAUUUUCUGCAGGCAAGGAGCAUUUGAAUUUGAUGAGUCCGAAGAUUCCGAUUGUAAGCACGGCCACCUGGGUCAUGCACGGAGCUGCUAAAGAGCAUGUUGAAAGGGGAACGAGGCCCCACCUACUCGAUCCACAACAGUGCCACGCCCCUUUGCCUCGACGCGUGGGGAGAAUUUGCCAUGAACGAGGUGGAGCUGGGAAAAAGGUGAAAUAAUGUGGAGGAUUUGAAAUAGGGACGGGCUUUGCGGGUAAAUGGCAGGCGGGCCCGGCAACGCUGCGAAGCAGAUUGAAAUGCUCCAGCGCUCACGGGGUGACGUCUUCAAGCCCACUCGCAAAGCUGCCCUGCCCGCAGAAAAGAAACCGCGGCAGAAGAAUAGCAAUAGGCGGAGGCCAGGCGCUAUCCAGUGCGGAGCUCUUGCAUCUGCCCCGGGGGGCCGGCCAAGCGGUAUCGCUUCAGGGGCUUUCUUUCACAUGUGAAAAAAUGGACUUUGUUUCUGGCGGUCAUUCUUUCACAUGUGACAAAAUGGACUUUGUUUCUGGCGGCCAUUAUUUUACAUGGGAAAAAAUGGAUUGUGUGUCUGGCGGCUAUUCUUUCACAUGUGAAAAAAUGGAUUUUGUUCUGGCGACCAUUCUUUCACAUGUGAAAAAAUGCAACUUGUUCCUGGCGUCCAUUUUUCCACAUGCGAAAAAGUGGGGCUUGUUCCUGGAGGUCAUUCCUUCACACGAAAAACGAGACGUGAGGCCUGUCGCUACUGGCAACUAUUUUGUCGGAUGCGGAUGGGCGCGCUCUCUUUCUGGCGACUAUUUCCCCACAUGUGAAAAAAUGAGCGCGCUUUCUGGAGGGCAUGUUCAGUGAGUGAACGGCUGCGCCUUCUUGCCAGUUCCUGCCUUUUCAGAUUUAAGUCGUGCGCCUUUUUUCUGUCGUCGAUUUUUCCACGGCCAUCCAUAUACGGAAAUGGGCACUCUCUCUGAGACGCACUCUUUCACAUGCGGGGACAUGCAGUCUCCUCCUGCCGCUGAUUUUUUGUCACUUCUGUGGGCGGCCCUUCUACUUAUUCUGAGUGUCUGGCCCGAUCCUUGCCGGCGCCGACUUUGAGGCGCCGCAGUUCUUGCCGCGCAGGUGUCUCAUCUAUCAUCAUAAAUGGUGGGCGGGAAAAUCGCGCCACAUUAUUUCACCUUUUUCCCCCCCAGGUAGCAAUAGACCCACUUCCCUUCCAAUUUGCCGCGACGCGUGGGGAGAAUUUGCCAUGAACGAGGUGGAGCGCCUCGAACUAAGCUAGUGGGCGCAUUUCAUACUGGUCAACAAAGUGUCUUUUUUGCAUGGUAGAUUAUGUUUUCAGUUGGUCGAUUUCCCACCUCCUGCCGCUCCCAUACCAUGGACAAGGUUAUGUCUUGGGACGAAGCAUCCAAGCUGGCUAUCCUGAGUAAAAACGUCCCGUCGGCCAACUCCAAGCUGUGCCUCAUUUUGGUUUUUUUGCAGAACAAAAACACUCCAACAUGUUUGUCGUGCGAGUCUGCAUGCCAAAAUUAUGUAUCUCUCAUGCGCAGCUCCAUGGAUGCGAAACGUUUUUCGAUGCUCAUCUCUCUGGAAGUUCAUCAUGUCCGCAUCAGAAUGGAGAAAAAAUGGAUUCGUGAUGCGACUGCACCUUCUAGCCACCCCGGUUGAACAAGAUUUGUGUCGCAAAGGUCUCAUCUUGAAUAUGGGUGGGGGGCGUUUUUUCGUAGGAUGCUGGCGGGGGAUGACGGCAUAUUGUGCCAGGCCGAUUGGAUACCUAACGCAAAAAGUUCGUCGCAAAGUUCGCUUCGUGCCAUCCUUGCAUGAUAAAAACGGUUAUCAUGGUGCUUAAAAAUGCAACAUUCACGACGAUCGACAGGAGGGAGCACAGCAGUGACGCUCUUGCUCUUUCCCCCGAGAAUUUCUUUCACACUUGGCGCGUUUCUAUGCAAGGAAAAAUUGUGAGUGAUGCCACGCUCAUGCACAACCAGCAAAAUGAAUAUAGUGACUGUCGUGUCGCGAAUUUUUCUUUCCAGAAGUGGGACCCAUGCCCCUUCCAGGCGAUCUAUCCUCGGGAAUUCUCCCCCUCUCCCCAGACGCAAAAACGAAAUCUCUUUAUCAUGCUGAUUUGUCGCCACACCCACAGACCGGCUCUGUCCUUCGACAAGGCGAGCGCGAAGUGACACGACACUAUAGUAAGUACGCAUCGGCUCAUUGCCAUUUGUUAGGCAAUUCUGGGCAAAACUGCUGUUCUGCUGCCUUCUUCAGUCAUGCUGAGCCAGCAAAGAGUCUAGGCGCUAUCCAUUCCGACGCUCUGCUUUUUCUGUGAUAUUCUCUCUGGCAUGGCAGAGUGAGUUAUUGUGCACGCUACAGAUCCCUCACCCGCUUCCCAAAUUUGUAUUUGAGUGUGGACGUCGAGGGAGGAGAUUUGUCAUUUUGAUGGAGUCCCGGCAAAGAUGGAUGCUACACCGAAGCUGAGUGGGCGGCUCAAUUCCCGCAUGGUUGGAACAUCGUAUUAAAUGCAAAUAUGUCUGGGUCGUGGAGGGUUCCAGGCUUGUAAAUCGUCACGCUGAGCUACCAGCAGCCUCUAUGCUCCCGGAUUCUGUAAAUACAUAUUGCGCAAUGGCGGUGAUUUUUUCUUCUAUGCAAAAACGCUGCUUCUCAUGUCUUUUACGCACAACAGGACCGCUCACAUCAAAUGGGUGAUGUUACUUACCUGUGUAAGUAUAAUUCCUUUACUCGUGCUGCUUUUGUCAUGCACGGAGCUAUUAGCACGAUAACUUUCCAGACCCGGAUAUAAAUAUUUGCAGUUGAUACAUCGGCGCAUCGGACCCAGACAACUAGCCGAAGAAAAAAGCCCAUCGUACUCGUAAUUUUGCAAUCAUGAGAACAGGAAUGGCAAAACUUCUUCGAUGUCAUGGCUGAAGAUCUGCUGUCAAACGACUUGCGCGCCCGCGCGCGUAUCUAUAUAUAAGUCCGCAGAAAGACCAGCAUUGAACGAACGUGCAGGGUUUUUUUCUUUCCAUAUUAGUCACCUCGAUGUUCAGCCGGUAAGUACUUACUUGCUUACCCUUACAACGUAUGGACCAAACAGCUGGGUCUUACAAGUAUUAAGUCAUCAUAAUCAUCAUCAUCAUAAUCAUCAUCAAGUGUGUUGCAGGACCAAUUGCUUUUAUGUAUGCAUGCGAAAUGUCGCAUCUAAUGCGAUAUUGGUCCAGGAAGUCGCAUCUCGAGUUUGUGGUUUGAAUCUACCGCUUUGCAGUUGUAGGUAUUUUUUCUUAACGCAAGAAAAAAAAAGCAGCUUCCGACUUCUACUUUUGCUUUCACUGCAGGAAUUGGUAAUAUAUAUACCAAUUGGGGCCUUACUAGCGUCUCCCUGGCCAACAUGUACUUACAUGGUGAGAUAGCGAACAGUAUUAAAAAUAGGGUCGGCUUGAGAUAAAGUCGACUGACAUCAAUGACAAACAUACUCGAGUAGAACCGUCCGGAGCAGAACGGAAUUAAAGAAACAAGCGGUCUCGCUUUUUUCUAUUGAGAAUUUGUAUGGUACUAUCGUAAAAAACACUUACUCACAGGAGUGGGACCCCUCCGUGGCGGACCGGAAUGAGGAAAUCGACCGUCUGGAAGAUCUACUUCGUGAAAACAUUCCCAUCCUGGGUCGGGCUGAGGUGGACUUGUGUUGCGUGUCUUGCUUUCGUUCCUGGACUGGCACUGGAAAUCAGAUGUAUGAAAAAGAGAUUCCAGUGUAGAAUCUUUCAUCUCCUUGCAUGACCCUUUCCUCGUCUGAAGAGCAGUUUGUUUGUGUUUGUACAGUCCCACGCAUGAGAAAAUAGAACAUCUUGUCAUGCUCGCUUCUACAUGCAUAUACACUUUGACGCUAUCUUCUAUACUUAAAUGCGUCUCAUCCACAAUUCAGCACCACCGACCCAGAGAUAUUUGCAGUUGAUCGACCCAACACACCGCCUACGCCUGGCACACUGCACGUUGCCAGGGACAAGGAAUAGGAUUAACACGUCAAGAUGUAAUAAAUAGUAAUGAAUGACAUGUUUAUAAUUUUGAUUUGUCUUUGUGAGAGGCUUGCAGGAUGUCAGGUGAAGCUCUGCAGGAAGAAGUUGAUGUUGUCGGUGGAUUUGAAUCAGUGCCAUGUACUACUUGUCAAAACCAAUUGCAGUUGCAGUUGUAUUUUUUCUUUCGUAUGCACGAGCUUUCCUGUUUUAAUUCUUGUUCCUCUCCGCAAUUGUUAGGACAUGUAAAAGCAUCGACACGUAAAAGUCCUUCGAUUCUACUUCGGUAGCUGCUUCUUGUAUAGCUUCUUGUUCUCAGCCGGAUGUGGUAUGUCUGAGCCUCAACAACUUGCGCUUUGAGUUCGAGUCGUUUUCUACGUAAAAAGAAGCUGUUGUAGCUUACCUUGUAUUCUAAUAUCAAUCUGCCUCUACCUCCUGAGCAACGUCCGUUGGAUUUGCGCAACUGGAUAAGACGGACCAGGCGGCACUAACGAAGGCUAAUGCCGACGCCGCGGAGGCCCGAGAAGACGAUGCAGCGGACGACGCCAAAAUCAGCGACCUGGAAGAUGUGCAAGAAAAAAACUGUGUAAGUGUAAGUUUGCAAAGAUGUAGAAAAUGCAAAACCGCUACACUUGUGACAAGUGUAGAGGAAGAAGAAGAAGCAGCUUCGGCACGACAAUGUCGUGCCGAAGCUGCAUGUUCAUAGCCACCCGACGCUUGAUGCGUGCUUUCACGUACACUACUAGCUGCGCAUGACAGGUGUUUUCUGUAGAUGCAGAACGAAAUUUGUGACGCUGCUCUUCCUACACAAUUUUUUUCUUGGAUACAAGGUGACAAGAACGAUCUCAAGACACAACACAAUGAGGACCAGAAUACUAUCGAACAGUUGCGGAGGCAGCUCGAAAAGGCCAAAGAAGCAGCCAAAACAGCAACUGAUAACGCCGAAGCAGAGAACGCCCGGGACGACCAGAAGAUUGAAGACUUGCAACUAUGCAUUGCAAAUACGUCUGGGUCUGGAAAGGAGGAAGUUCUGCUGCUUGUCUUGCAUGAGUGCCAAGUCUGUAUUGCAUGACCAGCACAAGUUGUGCCUUUUUUGUCAUGCAAAAACGCCACGUGUAAUGCUUAUGCUUGCUACGUAUAAAAGUAAGAAAGCUCGACGAAAACUUGUCAUGCUUGGUGGCUCUUGGAACAGGCUCAGCCAAGGGGGGCUCAGCAUCACAAGUUUCCAGACCCAGACACAUUUGCAUUCGAUAGCAACACGAGCUUGACGGCAACACGCUGUACAACCUAUGACAAUGCAGAACUCCCCCUCCCCCUCAUUUGCAUGGCAUGAACAGCAAUACAAACACCAGCACACGUGGAGCCGAUGCAUGACAAAUUUAUGUCCCUAGUGUAGUACUGCUUGGGCUUCCGGAGUUUGUCAUGCAAACAAUGCUACAAGGCAGCAACUGGAUUUGGUGUAGUUUUGCAUGACAAAUAAGGAGGAUGGAGAGUUGUGCACUCUCAUACGACGAGCUGCAAGAAGAGAUCCAAAAGAAUCAGAAGCUGCAGGCCGGACUUGUAGCCGCGGGCGGCGUUGCAGCAGGAGCAACGGGAUUGGGACUGGUCGCAGCCCUAUGCAAUGCAAAAGCAUCGUGCUACUAUUCAAAAUUGCAUCACAAAUUUAUUUCCCAAGUUGAAGCAUUGAAUUUGUAAUGCUGGCGAUUGUGGUAGACAGAGCAUGAAAUCUGUAAUGCAGGAGUAGCUGCAGCAGCCACUACGAGUACGAUACUUUUGCAGAGGAUAGGCCGCCCGUAGUAGGAACAAGAAAAAGAAGAAAGCAACCGGCAGUAGCGAGGACGAGAGCAGCGAAGGCGCAGCGGCUAAAAAGAAGAAAGAACACAAAAAGGCGACUGCGAAACACCGGGAGAAAAAAUGGCACGACGAUGUGGAAAAGGAGCCGCCCUCCGUGCUGGGAGAAACGCCAGCCGGUCGGGAUCUUCUCGCGGGAAAGAUUCCGGAAAUUUCCACGCAGCGGAGCAAGGCUGGUGGCAAGAACGUCGUCAGCGGCCUGGUACCGGGAAUGGACCUCUCCGUGCCCACUUUGCCUCCUGCCAGCCAGACUGCGACGGCCGGCGCACCAACGCCUCCUGUUGCGCAAACGAAGACGACGGUAGAUGUGCAAGGUGGUGGCAGCAAGGGCGGGGAAAUAUGCAGUGUUGAAAAGUCUCGUCGAUACUUAUCGUACUGGUGGUACUACACGUACUAGCAACUGCAGAUUACAAAUUUUUGCAGAAUCGAAAAUGAUACUUCCAAUGCUAACCCGGGUACUAGAAAUAGAAAAUCAGAUCUGUCAUGCAAAGAUAUCCGCCGUAUUACAUUAGCACGAGGGCGAUACUUUUCCACAGGAUAGACAAAAACCCAAGGUCGAACGAAAGGAGGUGCUGGUCCUUCUGCCGCUGCCGCACCGAAAACUACAAGCAAAUCUGCUAGUACAGCCGCGGGGAAUGAAAAAGAAGCGAAGGCGCCGUCGUCGGCGGCUAAGGACGAAGAGGUAGAUGACGAGGAGGAUGCUCCUGCCGAAAAACCACAAUCAGCCAAGCAUCACGACCACCAUCAUCAUCAUCAUCACAAAAAGGCAGAUGAUGUGGACGACCUCGACCCAGAAGCCACUGCGUUUUCCUCCGCAUUCCUACAGUUGGAGGGUGACGAGCAGCAGCAGGAUCAGACGCAACUCCAAAAGAAAGACGUCACAAAAACAACUACAACUUCUGCACGACUUUCUCAAGGUAAAGCUGCUCGGAAACUACAGAGCAGUGGUACGGCCGCGGUUUCAUCUUCUUCUUCGCCUACAAAGGGUGCCGCGACAUCGGAAAAACACGUCGAAGUAGACGAUGAACAAGCGGGUAGCAGCUCACCAGGAGCUGCAUCUACUUCCGACGUGGCGCAGAGUACAACAAAGCCCUCAUCUACAACUCCAUCCAGUGGUGCAGGAAUUCCCGCAACCAGCACCAGCACAGCAGGAGCGGCUAGUAGCUCCUCGGCAAGAAAGAUAGAAACUACGUCUUCCUCAUCCUCAGAUGUUGAUCAUGUCAACACUGGUGCUUCCAGAAGAAGUAGAACAUCAGCUGUUAAGAAAACCUCAAAUCUCCGGGGCGGGUACAGCAACCCCCAGUACGCGGCGACGGGGUCCAUGGAAGAUGUCGACGAGGAAAGGGAAACCGAUGUCUUAAAUGAAGAUGCUGAUAAGUCUGUAAAUGACGACAAAGCUGACCUGGAUCAACAACAAGCGACGUCGACCACGUCUUCAAAGUCGAACUUGAACCACCUUCAACGCAAAAGUGGUCCGCGGUUUAACCAGAAACUGGUUUCGUUUUUCAACCGAAUUUUCUUCGGCGAAGAAUCAGAGAAAAAAGAACACGACAAUGUUGAGGAGCAGGCGGGAAAAGAAGAAGAAGAACCACCACACUUGCAGCUGGCGCAAAAACUACAACUAUCCGAGGGCGAAAACCUCAAACAAAGCAGAAUCGUCGAAACUCAAACUGAUGAGGAGCAGGGCGGACACAACAACUUCCCCGAGACGAAUGAAGUAGGGGAUGUAGCAGCUCUUGCUGAAGAAGAUGGUGAAGAUGGAAACACUCGCAGUCUCUCCACUUCCUCUGCGGCGACCGACUCUACUUCGCAAUCGUACCUGAAUUUCCUGCUCAACUACGGGAGGUGGUCCUCGGAGAACGAGCAGGCGCAGGGAAUGAACAGUGCGAAGAGUCAUCUCAUCCGGGAGAGCGGGGACAAUAAACCGGAACUGCAACAAGACGCGGAAUUCAUGGAAUUCUGUUCCGCGACAACGGUCGGGAUCAUCCUCCUCUUCACUUUCGCCAUCAUCUUCUUGAUAUGCAUCGCAAAUGUGUCGUGCUACUCGUAGGUCAACAAUCGCAUGACAGAUUUCUGCAAAUGGAAAAAUCGCACUUGUGAUACUGAUUUAGCUUCAGGAAGCGAUUUGUCAUGCAGUUUUCUCUUGCAUUUAAUACGAUGUUUUUUUGCACUGCAUACCUGACCCGAAAAAUCCUCCAGCAGUCUUGCAAGGGGCGGAGUUGGAGGGGGCGAGUUGAGGCAGCAAACGGGAGCGAUGCGCUUCUGCAAAUUUGA
Amoebophrya sp. A120 is the source of this 8249-nucleotide messenger RNA. The record is from the annotation of a GenBank genome assembly. NCBI's taxonomy places the organism in Eukaryota, Dinophyceae, Syndiniales, Amoebophryaceae.